UUAAAGGUAACUCUUCUGCUUUUUUCUAGUGAAACGCGAUGUCCAGGAAAAUGAUGAAGAAGCAGUGCAAGUCAAAGAGCAGAGCAUCCUGGAACUGGGAUCGCUGUUGGCCAAGACCGGGCAGGCAGAAGAGCUGGGAGGACUUCUGAAGUAUGUCCGACCCUUCUUGAACUCCAUCAGCAAAGCAAAGGCAGCCCGCUUAGUCCGAUCCCUGCUUGAUUUGUUCCUUGAUAUGGAGGCAGCAACGGGACAGGAGGUUGACCUGUGUUUAGAGUGUAUUGAAUGGGCCAAAUCAGAGAAGAGGACUUUCCUACGCCAGGCUCUGGAGGCGAGGCUGGUCUCCCUGUACUUCGAUACCAAGAGGUACCAAGAAGCCCUGCAGCUAGGCUCCCAGCUUCUUCGGGAAUUGAAAAAGAUGGAUGACAAGGCAUUGCUGGUAGAAGUGCAGCUGUUAGAAAGCAAGACUUACCAUGCCCUGAGCAAUCUGCCAAAAGCAAGAGCAGCUUUAACCUCUGCACGGACUACAGCCAACGCAAUCUACUGUCCACCUAAACUGCAAGCAGCGUUAGACAUGCAGUCAGGUAUUAUCCACGCAGCGGAAGAGAAGGACUGGAAAACAGCCUAUUCAUAUUUUUAUGAGGCGUUUGAGGGAUAUGAUUCAAUUGACAACCCAAAAGCCAUCACCGCACUGAAAUACAUGUUGCUGUGCAAAAUUAUGCUUAACAUCCCAGAAGAUGUGCAGGCAUUAGUGAGUGGAAAGCUUGCUCUGCGGUAUGCGGGAAGACAGACAGAAGCAUUAAAAUGUGUGGCACAGGCCAGUAAGAACCGGUCGCUGGCAGAUUUUGAAAAGGCUCUGACAGACUAUAAGGUGGAGCUCAGGGACGACCCCAUCAUAAACACUCAUUUGGCUAAACUCUAUGAUAACUUAUUGGAACAGAAUCUGAUCAGAGUCAUCGAACCCUUCUCCCGAGUACAGAUUGAACACAUAUCCAGCCUUAUCAAGCUCUCAAAGGCUGAUGUAGAAAGGAAACUGUCACAAAUGAUCUUGGACAAGAAAUUUCAUGGCAUCCUUGACCAAGGCGAGGGAGUCCUGAUUAUCUUUGAUGAACCCCCAGUAGACAAAACUUAUGAAGCUGCCCUCGAGACUAUUCAGAAUAUGAGUAAAGUAGUGGAUUCGCUCUACAACAAAGCCAAGAAGCUAACAUAGAGUUGAAUUUGCUAGCUGUCAUUUGGAGAGUGUGUGUGACAGGAGAGUGAAACCUUUGGGAAAAUGUUAGGAGACUUUUUUCUUUGUUCUACUUUUCGCUCGGAAAGUUUUUAAACUUCCUCAUCCGGUGCAUCUUGUAUUCCAUACGAUGCGUGUUCCAGUUUCCAUGUAAUCUUUACUGGCCGAACUUUGUAUCUGGGGGGGGAAUAUUGUUUAAACAAAGAGGGUAUUCUAAAUAAAAGGAAAAAGGCUUACACUACCUAAACAUGUGCUUUCCACUUCCUGAGGGAUGUCAGAGAGUUAAGCAGGGACAAAGUUUUGUUACCGAUAGGUGCCCAAAACAGCUUGUUUCAUCUCUCCCUCUACUCUGAAACCCAAGACUUACUGACGGUGUAUAAGCAGCCAAGUUUAUUCCAUUUGUACUGAACCAAAAAACCCGAAAUGCACAGACUGCUGGUUUAUUUUUAAAUCUUAAGUAAGGCCUCAGAUCCCCUCAAAAGCAGCUCCACAAUGAUUUUCCUGAAGGCUUUCGCACCUGAGGAACCCACUUCAGAAUUGUCAUUGUGCUGUGCUGGCCCAGACUGACCUCGUGCAGCCAAAAACUGAGACGCUGCAGCCACUGUUGAGACCAUUAGGCCAGUUUCUAAUAAAGGGAACAGCGCAGGUUUCCCCGGGAGGCCUGCAUUGCAUGCUAUUGUUUUAAAAUAGACUAGAUUUUAAAUGUUUUAACUCUUCCCCCCACCUGCAUUGGUAGGAAGAACAGGUGAGCAGGCGUUCCCCGAGAACUCGCCUCCUCACAGCGCCGAGCCCUGGCCGGUGUCCGGCAGGGAGGCGAGCUGCUGCCCGGGCGCUGAUCGGGCUGGCGAUGUUUUCCUCUGCUGUGGAGCGUUUCUUUUCAGCAUCCGAUGUGAGACAGCUUGGCCCUUGUGGAAUGACCUAGUGCAGCUCUUGCUGGGGAGCUUCCUUGUUACUGUUCCCAAGUAAUAUAUGUGGGGGGUGGAGCACAGUGUAUUCCAGCAUGUUUCAUUUUAUGGUGAGAUUACUAGCUAGGUUUUAAUGCCAUUUGGGCAGUGUAAGCUUCUGCAUCUCUGUCCUGCUAAUUUUUAUUUUUCCUUUCCCCUCUGUCUCCCUUUCUCUUUCCCUUUCCACGUUUUCUUACUAAAUUUAUAUUUUGUAAAAGGAUUCUGUUUUAUCAGGAAAUAUUUUGCCUUCACACUGAAUCUUAGACUGGCUGAUUUUUCUGCUUUCUGUUCACAUUUUAAUCUCUCCAACAUUUUUUUUAAACUUUCCAUCUCAUCCAGUCAGUCACUGUUUGGGUUUUUGGCACCAUCAAUAUCAAAUGUACAAACGGUUCUUGCUAACCAACACCAGGUAUAUCUGAUGUUCAGAUGAGUUCCAAUAAAAUAUUUUUUUUUUCAAAA
Molecule: messenger RNA, 2628 nt
Organism: Oxyura jamaicensis (ruddy duck)
Lineage: Eukaryota; Metazoa; Chordata; Aves; Anseriformes; Anatidae
Gene: PSMD11
Product: proteasome 26S subunit, non-ATPase 11
Exons: 13
Coding region: 233-1207 (324 amino acids)
Biological process (GO): ubiquitin-dependent protein catabolic process
Cellular component (GO): proteasome regulatory particle, lid subcomplex
Molecular function (GO): structural molecule activity; protein binding
Source: RefSeq, a predicted model, not a curated record